Molecule: messenger RNA, 1008 nt
Organism: Fusarium pseudograminearum CS3096
Lineage: Eukaryota; Fungi; Ascomycota; Sordariomycetes; Hypocreales; Nectriaceae
Exons: 4
Coding region: 1-1008 (335 amino acids)
Source: RefSeq, a predicted model, not a curated record
AUGGCCUCGGAUCUUGCUGUGAGCAAGGAGGGUCUCUCAAUCCCCCUCAUUGAUUUCUCCCUUUUCCUUAACGGAACCCCUUCUGAACGUAAUAACACUGCAAAUGCCAUUCUCGAAGGCUUCAAAACUGCUGGCUUCAUCUACCUCAAGAACCAUCCCGUUUCUCCAAAAGACUUGCAGCAUGCAUUUGACAUGUCUGCCCGCUGGUUCGAUCAACCUCUCGAAUCAAAAAUGAAAGUUGUUUGGACAACACCAGAAGCCAACCGAGGCUACUCAGCUCCUGGCAGAGAGAAAGUCAGCCAACUCACCGAUCUGGCCGACGUUGAAAAGAUGCGCGCUGCUUUGCCAGAUAUAAAGGAGAGUCUCGAGAUUGGUCGUGAAAACGAAGCUGGACAUCCGAAUUAUUGGCUUGAAGAGAGUGGCGAGCUUGUAGGUUUCCGAAAGGACAUGCUUGGGUUCUUCGAGCAGUGUCGCCAGUUGCACGUCGAGGUGAUGAAAGCCAUCGCUGUUGGCAUGGGCCUUGACGAUGGUUUCUUUGACGGUUUUGUUGACGUUGGGGAUAAUACACUGCGGUUGUUGCACUAUCCGUCAGUUCAGUCUGACGUCUUCAAGAUGAACCCAGGAACUGUCAGAGCUGGAGAGCACAGUGACUAUGGCUCAAUCACUCUCCUGUUUCAAGACGCUCGAGGUGGACUACAAGUCAAAAGCCCGACGGGUCAAUUCGUCGAUGCAACGCCUAUCGAAGGUACUGUGGUUGUUAACGCUGGCGAUUUACUCGCUAGAUGGAGUAACGAUAUGAUCAAGAGUACUAUUCACAGAGUUGUUGAACCACCACAGAAGGAGGCAGAAUCUUAUCCCCCGCGCUACAGCAUUGCAUACUUUUGCAACCCCAACUUCAAAAGUUUCAUCGAGGCUAUUCCGGGGACAUUUGAGACGGAGAAGGAUAAGAAGUAUGAUGGUAUCAACAGUGGUGAUUACCUUGUUCAGAGAUUGACUGCUACGUACUGA